Molecule: messenger RNA, 3601 nt
Organism: Aureococcus anophagefferens
Lineage: Eukaryota; Pelagophyceae; Pelagomonadales; Pelagomonadaceae
Exons: 3
Molecular function (GO): protein binding
Source: RefSeq, a predicted model, not a curated record
GUCCGACAGUCUGUUUCGCAACACGCUAAUACGAUGGCAGGGCGGCAGCGACGCGCGCUGCGGCGACACGGGCGGCAUCCUUUACGAGAGCCUCAACCUGCUGACCGCUGUGACGUACCGAGGCUCCCACAUGCCGGAGGAGGCGCUAUGGGCGGCGGCCAAGGACCGCUUAUCGGCGCUCAUCGAGGCGGGCGACGUCCGCGGCGCGUUGGCGCUCGUGCGCAAGCUCCUGCGGCCGCGCGCCGUGCAACACGCGAACGCGGGCGCCAAGGGCGAGCUGCCCGACGACUUGCAGGAGCACUACGAUUCGUUCGCGGUGCGGCGAAAGCGCAGCCGGGACGACGAGGCCGUCAAGGAGGCGUUCAUCGACAGCUUCGAGUCGUUGGUCCUCUUGGUCAACGCCGACGGCGAGGGCCGGCAGCAGUUCUUGCGGGCUACUCUCUGGCCUGCAGAAUCCAGGAUGAUCGACGGGAAGCGCGGCUGCAACCGAGCGUUGGUCGCCGGCGGGAACAACUGGAACUGCUUGGUCGUCGACAAGGACGGCUCGUUGUGCCUAGCGAAUCAGACGAAAGCGGCGAAGGAGAAGCAUCGUUUGGCGAUGGACCCUACGGCACACGCGCGUCGGGAUGCCUUCAAGGAGACCGACGCCUCCCGCGUCGAGGUCUACGAGAUGACCGGCGACGAGCUCGCGCUCGAGUACCACGCCCGCGGCGCGACGAAAUCGACGACGUAUGCCAAUUCCAAUUUGUUGAAGCGCGAACUCGCGGAGCGCCUGUGGGCGCUGCGGCGCGAGAUGCGCGGCGAAGCCCCGGCGCCGUUCCCGUUCGCGGACAAAUUCGAGGCGGCACACGCGCGUCGGGUUGCUUUCGAGGAGACCGACGCCUCCCGCGUCGAGGUCUACGAGAUGACCGGCGACGAGCUCGCGCGCGAGUACAACGCCCGCGGCGCGACGAAAGCGACGACGCAUUCCGGAACCAAUUUGACGAAGCUCGAACUCGCGGAGCGCCUGUGGGCGCUGCGGCGCGAGAUGCGGGGCGAAGCCCCGGCGCCGUUCCCGUUCGCGGACGAGGUGCACCAGUUUUUCGGCGGGGACCCUACGGCACACGCGAGUCGGGCGCGUCGGGAGGCCUUCGAGGAGACCGACGCCUCCCGCGUCGAGGUCUACGAGAUGACCGGCGACGAGCUCGUGCGCGAGUACCACGCCCGCGGCGCGACGAAAGCGACGAAAUUUUGCAACAUCCGUCUGUCAAAGCGCGAACUCGCGGAGUGCCUGUGGGCGCUGCGGCGCGAGAUGCGGGGCGAAGCCCCGGCGCCGUUCCCGUUCGCGGACAAAUUCGAGGCGGCACACGCGCGUCGGGUUGGUUUCGAGGAGACCGUCGCCUCCCGCGUCGAGGUCUACGAGAUGACCCCCGACGAGCUCGUGCGCGAGUACCACGCCCGCGGCGCGACGAAAGCGACGACGUAUUCCAAUUGCAGCAAAUUGUUGAAGCUUCAACUCGCGGAGCGCCUGUGGGCGCUGCGGCGCGAGAUGCGGGGCGAAGCCCCGGCGCCGUUCCCACACACCAAAACCACCAUGCUCGCGUCCGGGACGCCCUUCUUCCAGGAGUUCCACUGCGUUCUCCAGGACGACGCGUUGGGGUUGCUCAUCAAGCCCAUGAACGACAUCCCCGUGGUCCGGGGCCUGAAGCCCGGCGCCGACGGCAUGCCGGGCGCGGCCGAGCGCGCGGGCGUCACCGUCGGGAGCAUCCUCGUCGCCGUCAACGGCCGCGAGACGCUCCGCGAGGGCUUCAAGGCGACGAUGCUCGCGGCGAAGACCGCGAGCCGCCCCGUGACCCUGGGCUUCCGGCGCCUCCACGCGGUCACGGAGCCCGUACCGGAGCAGGGCCCGCGGCCCGCGCGACGCUACUGGCAGGGCUACCUCUUCGCGCGCUUCGCGGCCGCGCGGAGCUGGACGGGCCGCUUCUACGUCCUCCGCGAGGACGGCGAGCUGCGGGCCUACCCGGGCAAGGACCUCGUGGACGGCGGCCACGUGGAAGACUUGAGAGUCGUCCACGCGCCCCUGCGGGCGUCGGCGGAGGACGUCGCGGCGGCCGCGCGGACCGUGGGCGACUUGGGCGACGACGGCCGCGGGAGCCUGGACCCGCGCGCGUUCGCGGCGCCCGUCGUCGACGGCGACGUCGGCGCCGCGCGCGACGGGCCGAGCGACGCGACGCGCUGGGCCUUCUUCCGCGGCGAGACGCCCGAGGCGCGCCUGGACUGGAUCGCGGCGCUGACGACCUUGGCCGUCGCGUUCGAGGAGAAGGGCGACGACGACGGGUCGUCCGCGGACGCGGGCGCGACGACGGUGGCCGUUGGAUUAGCAUCCGCCAAGCGCGAGGUCGCGCGCCAGGGCUACCUCUGGGUCAAGGCCGUCAAGGGCGACGAGGAGGACGACGAGGAGACGCGGGGCGUCGGGGAACUGGUGGCCGCGGCGACGGCCGCGGCGACGCUCGAGGUGUCCCAGCGCCUCGCGCCCUGGCGCCGGCGCUGGUUCGUGCUCUCCGAGGCCGGCGAGCUGCUCUGGUACGUGUCGCCGCCCGCCGACGACGGCGAGGUGCCCACGGGCCGCUUCGCGUCGCUCGAGGACGCGACGGUCGCGCUCGCCGCGGUCGCCGACAGGGCGACGCUCGAGGGCGUCGACCCGUCCGAGGCCGCGCACCGGCGGCGGCGCUUCGAAUUCUCCGUGCGCGAGGCGCGGGGCGAGCGGCGCACCGUGAAGCUCACGGCGCUGUCGGCCCACGAGGGCAAGCAGUGGGUCGCCGCGCUCGAAGCCGCGGCCGCGCUGAAAGUCGAGCCGUUGCCGAUCGUCGACGACGGCGGCGACGACGACGCGGCGGGUCCGGCGACCGAGGAGCCCUGCGACGAGGAGCCCGUCGAGAAGCCGCGGCCGCCGAGCCGGAGCCCGUCGGUUCCCGCGGCCAGGGAGCCGGCGAGGGAGAAGCCGCGCGAGGUCUCGGACGAGAAGGACCGCGAGGCGCGGCUCAUCGCGCUGUCGGCGAACCCGGGCGUCGUGCUCAAGCUGCCCGAGGCGGCCUACGGCCUGCUCGUGCCCCGGGGCAGCGGCGGCGGCGGCGUGGACCGCGGCGCGUUCACGGCGCUCGCGGGCCAGCGGCUCGUGCCGCUCUGUGACUGCUACGUCGCGGACCUCGUCUACGACGCGCUGCUCGCGUCCCAGGCCGCGGGCGGCGCGCGCGACUCGCCGCAGACCGUGGCGCAGAACACGGGCCUGACGAAGGUGCUGUCGCUGGGGAAGACGGAGAGCCCGCGCGGCGACGUCGACGAGGACUUCCUCGGGAAGAACCUGCUCGGCAAGAUCGGCGGGCUCAAGGCCUACACGUCGGCGAAGAAGGGGCUCACGCGGGCCGCCGCCGACGCCGGCGCCGUCGUCUCCGAGCUGCUCUACGAGGCGCAGGCGAAGGGGCUGAAGUCGUCGCGCGACGCGGCCGCGAAACGCGCGUCGGCGAACGUGCAGACGAGCCGGCGGGCCGCGGACUGUGCCGCGGAGCCCAUCCAGGGCACGUGCUCUGCUAGUGUGAGCCUGAAGCACAUGCGCAGACGCCAA